GUUUAAAAGAAGUCUCAAAAGGCAAAAAGGAUUUGAAAAAGAUUGCUGAUGAAUAUCUGACUUUAAAAGCUAAAGUUUUGGAAAAAACAGUAAAUAAACUCCUGACCUUGAAGCGUAAAAAAGUACUGUUGAUAUUAGGUAGCGGAGGCAUGGUCAAAUCAACAUUUAAUCGCUAUCUUGCUCGUCGUCUAUGGCAAUAUGUCAAACAAGACAUGACGCAACCUAUUCCUUUAUUUAUCGCAUUAGCGCCACUAGAAGAGUUUAUAAAUAAAAAUCAGGAUUUUAUUGAAGUCUAUUUGCGGGAAAAAGGCAAACUGACCACAGAUCAAAUUAAAGAAUUGCGCAAUAGGAAGUUUGUAUUUAUUUUAGAUGGUUAUGAUGAGAUUGCUGAACGUGAACGUCAUUGCUAUAACAGCAAUAUGUUCUCUAAAUGGAAAAAUGCGAAAAUUAUCAUCAGUUGUCGACCAGAAUACUUAGAUGUAGGUUAUGAAAAAAGGUUCUGGCCUAAAGAAAAUGGAAAAAGAGGGUUCCAGGAACUGACACUUACACCAUUUGAGUGGGAUGAAAUAGGACAAUAUAUUAUAAAAUAUGUUGAUUAUUCCGAGAAGAAAGGUAGUCCAUUACCAUUAAAUGCAGACACAUAUAUACAGCAAAUAAAAAAUAUACCACAAAUAAAAGAUCUUGUGUGCAAUCCCAUUCUAUUAAAAAUUACUUUGACUGUGUUACCAAGCCUUCUCGGAAAAACAAAAACGUCUCAAAUAAAUCGUAUGGUUUUGUACGACGAAUUUAUUGUGAAAUGGUUUGAGCGUGCUCAAAAUCGCUUGCAAAGCAUUCAACUAAAACCUAAAGAACGAGAAGAGUUUGAUAGCUUAAAUGUAGACUUUACUAAACAUUGUUUACAAUUUGGGAAUGCAGAUGAAAAAAGUCGCUUGAUUCGUUUUAGCAUGCCAUUAAUUCGACGCGGAAAUCAAUAUUGGUUUUUCCAUAAAUCAUUACGAGAUUACUUAAUCGCUUGUGUAUUGUUAGAUUCAUUUACUGAUACAUCACAGACAACCCUCUUCAACAAGCACUCGAUUAUACCAGAACCUGCAAUUCAACAAUUUUUGGCCGAACGAGUCCAACAAAUGCCAGAACACAUAAAAUCGUUGUUUAAUUUUAUUGAGUGUUCUAAAAAGAACUUACUUCAAUGGAUGAUAAAGUUACUUCGAUGUAUGAAAAUGUGA
Messenger RNA from Cetraspora pellucida, 1223 nucleotides. The record is from the annotation of a GenBank genome assembly. Lineage: Eukaryota; Fungi; Glomeromycota; Glomeromycetes; Diversisporales; Gigasporaceae.